This is a messenger RNA of Cuscuta europaea, 738 nucleotides long. NCBI's taxonomy places the organism in Eukaryota, Viridiplantae, Streptophyta, Magnoliopsida, Solanales, Convolvulaceae. The record is from the annotation of a GenBank genome assembly.
CUUGAACUGGGAGAUGCAGUGGAUGUGAACUCGUCGAUUGAGUACUCCGACCUCCCCCGAUCUGAACAACAUCUUUCAGAUUCGAAAAGUGUGAAGUCCAUUCAAAUUUCGGAUCUGAAAAAGCCUUGGGUAAACCCAAUCAUCGUUCGGUUCAGUGAUUGUUCCAUUGAAAUAGACCCGGGAUGGAGGUUGAGGAAAAAGUACGGGGACAACCUAGUGAGUGACACGUUCGAAGGGCUGGAUGGAAUGGAGGAAGAAGGGGAUGAGGCUACCUCCAGAUAUUUUGAUGGUGAGGAGGCAUAUGGGGUUGGUGAUUCCGCUGAUGAAGUAUUUGCAGACACUCCUCCUUAUACAAAGGGUACAUGUGGAACUGGCAGCUCCAUAUCCUCUUCCUCAACUUCGGUGUUAGGCUCAAAGGGAGGCAUAUCUGCUAAAGUACUUGCAGCAGAGGGAGAUUCGGGAGGCAUAUUAGGAAGCUCAGAGACAAAAGAGGAAAACUGAGUUGUCUUAGUUUCCAUUUUUUGGGAGUAAUUCAUGUGUACUUGGGGGGAGUAAAUGAGGGGUAUAUAUAGGCUAGAAGUAAUUUUGGGUGGGAAAGGUUUCUAUUUUUACUUUUGGAGGGAAGCUGAAAAAUCAAACCCUUUACUAUAUUGUUUUGUACAAAAUCUGUAUUGUUUUUUUGUAGAGGGGUACAAAUUACCCUCUCUCUCCUCUUGUCUGUUGUCAACAAAUAUUAAU